AUGCCAAAAAUACUCCUCGGAAAGGAGAAAUAGGACCUGGGAAUUCUACAGUCAACUUUGUUAUAUUUGCAUGUGGAGAAAGAGAAUGAGUUUGGAUGCAAGAAAUGUGAUAUUUAGGUUAGUUGGUAAGAAAGGUAUGUGCCGCAAGAGCAAACAGUCUGCAAGAAAUUAGCUAAUUGUAAUCAAGUGCUGCAAGCGAAAGGGAGGAGGGUCUGAGAGAGUCAGACAGUCAAUAAAGGCACGGGGAGGUGUAGCAGACAGAAACACACAGAUAGAAAUGAAAAUAUUGGCAUAUAGAAGUAGCAAAGAGGGGAAACGGGCUGACAGAUUUGAGUGAAGAAUAAUUUAUGCUAAAACAGCUCCGAGUGAAGAUUGUCGUGUCCAAGCAAAGCAAUAGACUUAUUGAGAAGGAAUGAAACUGGCAGCAGGACGAAGGCCGGAGUAAUAGAAAGGUAUUUCCCCAGUGUCAAUGGAGGCACUUGGUCAACAAUCUGAGUUGUGCAGUCCAAACCUUAAAUCAGAACCACUCAAAGUGAUACAGGAAAUAGAUGGGAUAGAGCAACACUCUGAAAUCAGUGAGUUAAUCCAAGAAAGUGUGGUCACAGAACCCCCUCAAAUGACACAUUUACCAGUCACUCAGAUUUCACAAAUAAAGAAUGGGAGCCCAAGAAAUUUCCAUUUACCCAACCCAAAGGGACCAAACAAGUCACUGUCCCAGUCAAACAAGCAGAGUAGCAGAAGCAUUAAAGAUACAGAACCUUCAUAUCUUUCACCAGAGUCACAAGAGGAUUGCUGUGUACACUGCACCCUAGCACUCCUCUUCUGUCAGUUUCUAUCACUGUGUAACUUGGUGCUGGAUGUCUUAACAUGUGGUUCCUGUUCAGCUGAUUCUGCUGAGUUCUGCUGUACCUGCUGCUCAAUGGGUGGAUGUCCUGAUUGCAGUGAUUCCUGUGACACAGACUGUGGGAUUGUGGAUGCUUGUUGUGAAUCAACAGACUGUCUAGAAAUCUGCAUGGAGUGCUGUGGUCUGUGCUUUUCUUCCUGAAAGGAGUCCUUUAUGAUGUACUGGCAGCUCUCUAUUACAUGCAUUUUGCACAACAUAUGCUCUAUAAGAGUUAGAACAGCUCCAGAAUUAAAACAGACAUUGCUGUUACACUGGCUACUAUUAUAGUGAGUGUUAUAAAAUCACUACCACUACAAAUCUACCCAAAAAUGCCUUGCAAUAGACUAACAUUGGGCUCACCACAAAUAUUGCUAGCGGCAGUAUGGCUUAAUUUAGUCUAGCUCGAUUCAGUCAGAUCAAUGUAAUACGCAUUAUACGUGCCAAUCAUAAUGUAAAGGUGGCCAUACACAGGGGUCGAUUGUAGCUGCCGAUAUUGGUUCCUUAGACCGAUUUGGUAGCU
Xenopus tropicalis (tropical clawed frog) is the source of this 1403-nucleotide messenger RNA. It is a transcript of the gene mdfi, whose product is annotated as MyoD family inhibitor. The coding region runs from base 470 to 1045 and encodes 191 amino acids. Lineage: Eukaryota; Metazoa; Chordata; Amphibia; Anura; Pipidae. The transcript is spliced from 5 exons. The record is from RefSeq and is a predicted model, not a curated record. Gene Ontology annotation, biological process: regulation of gene expression.